Molecule: messenger RNA, 2983 nt
Organism: Hyla sarda
Lineage: Eukaryota; Metazoa; Chordata; Amphibia; Anura; Hylidae
Gene: MED25
Product: mediator complex subunit 25
Exons: 20
Coding region: 181-2580 (799 amino acids)
Biological process (GO): positive regulation of transcription by RNA polymerase II
Cellular component (GO): mediator complex; transcription regulator complex
Source: RefSeq, a predicted model, not a curated record
GCUCCUCUAGCCGCCCUGCGCCGCCGGCGUGUCGCUGGUGUAGCGCUGUUGGAGCUUCCGGGAGGAGAAUUGGGGGCACAGCAUCUCCUGGACCCUGUGCCCGGGCAGAGGGGCACACACCCUGCCCCCCCGGGGAUACGUCUCCUGGCAGAAUUGAGAUCUUAAAGAACAGUCACAGCCAUGGACGCAUCUACCCAGGGGAAUGGAGGCGUAGUGUCUGACGUUGUCUUUGUUAUAGAAGGAACAGCGAAUUUGGGACCUUACUUUGAGUCUUUGAGGAAACAUUAUCUCCUUCCUGCAAUAGAGUAUUUUAAUGGUGGCCCUCCAGCAGAAACAGACUUUGGAGGAGACUAUGGCGGCACUCAGUAUAGUCUUGUGGUCUUCAACACUGUGGACUGCGCUCCAGAGUCCUAUGUCCAGUGUCACGCUCCCACCAGCAGCGCUUAUGAGUUUGUUCAGUGGCUGGACAGUAUUAUGUUUAUGGGAGGUGGCGGUGAAAGCUGUAGCCUCAUCGCUGAAGGACUUAGCACUGCCCUUCAACUCUUUGAUGACUUCAAGAAGAUGAGGGAACAGAUCGGCCAGACUCACAAGGUUUGCAUCCUGAUCUGCAAUUCUCCACCAUACUUGCUUCCAGCCGUAGAGAGCACAACCUACUCUGGGUACACAACGGAGAACCUGGUCCAGAAGAUUGGAGAGAGAGGGAUCCAUUUCUCAAUUAUUUCUCCCCGGAAGCUGCCAGCCCUGAGGACACUUUUUGAGAAAGCCAUGCCAGUAGGUAGUAUGAUGGAGCCACAGCCCAAGGACUAUAGUCAGGACCCUCGACACAUGAUACUUAUUCGAGGAAUGGUCCUUCCAGUUGGGGGAGCAUCCACAACACCUGGGGUUGUACCUAUAAAACAACCUAUUCCCCAACCACAGCUCCCUGUGGUGCCAUCUCAGCUCCCAAGUGCCCCUGCUCACCAGCUGCCACAAGUCCAGGCUUCAUACAUGCAUCCUUCUCAGACAAGCACGCUGACACCUGCACAGCUUGCUGCCCAGUCAGCAGUUGAAGCUGCCAAGAUACAGAAGAGCAAUAUCCAGAAUCGAUUUCCUGGACUGGGAGCCAUGCAGUCUACUCCAGCUGUUGGCCCACCAUUUAACCAGCCACCAGCUCCCACAAUGCCUCAAGGACAAGCAUCCAAGAUGGUUACCUCUGCAGCUUCUUUAAUAACAUCAUCUCCUCAGCCAAGUUUAGUCUCUACAGUAACCACAGGGCCCGGACCUACUCAGGGAAUGAUGACACAACAGACUGCGCAACAGCAGCCAGUCCCACAGCCAAUGCCUGGUACAGGAGCACCACCCGGUGUAGCAUCUCAACAAUCCACCGCGCCCCAGAUUGGGACAGCACAGCUACCCAAUACACAGCAGUCUGUCGCCAACAAAAUGCUUGCCUGGAGCGGUGUGCUGGAGUGGCAAGAAAAGCCUAAGCCCCCAUCUGUGGAUACCAAUGCCAAGCUAACACGUUCCCUUCCAUGCCAAGUGUAUGUCAACCCCGGAGAAAAUCUGAAAACUGAUCAGUGGCCUCAGAAGUUGAUCAUGCAGCUGAUCCCUCAGCAGUUAUUGACCACCUUAGGACCCUUAUUCAGAAACUCUCGCAUGGUGCAGUUCCACUUCACAAACAAGGAUCUGGAAUCUCUUAAAGGUCUCUACCGUAUCAUGGGUAAUGGUUUUGCUGGUUGUGUACAUUUUCCUCACACCACUCCAUGUGAAGUCCGGGUGCUGAUGCUGUUGUACUCCUCCAAGAAGAAGAUCUUCAUGGGUUUGAUACCAUACGAUCAGAGCGGCUUUGUCAAUGGUAUCCGACAAGUGAUCACCAAUCACAAGCAAGUGCAGAUGCAGAACCGGACUGCUAUGGGAGCAGGUCAGUCUAUGGGAGCAGGGCCUGUCCAAACCAACCCUCAGGGAUUUUUAUCCAAGCAACCUGGUCCUCUUCCGGUGACGCAGACUGUACCCCAGCAGAUGCCCGGGCAGCAGGUAACGCAAGGCAUGCCAUCUGUGAACCAGGUAACUAUGAUGGAUGAGCAGCAGAGAUCACAGAAUCUGUUACAAAUCAGAAUGCAGCAACAACAGGCGCCUCAGGGUCCCAACCAAGCACCUCAGCAGGCAACACAAGCUACAGUGCAAGCUCCUGGUCAGCCUCAGAACCCACAAGCUGGAACCAUGCUAAGACCCCAAAACCCUGGUGCCAACCCCCAACUCCGAAACCUACUGCUCAGCCAGCAGCCUCCACAGGCCACAGUUCCUCAAACCCAGCAGCCCAUGCACCACAUGCAGCAGGCAACACAAGGCAUGCUUCCUCACCAAGCGCUGGGGCAACAAAUGCCACAUCAGGCCCCUGGCCAGCCACAGUUGCAGAUCUCAGGGCAAUCUCUUAUGCAUCAGGCCCCAGCACAGCAAUGGGGCAAUCAAAUGGCACAGCGGGCACCCAUGCCAGGAGUCAUGAUGAAUGCAGGGCCUCGGGGGCCUGUCCCUCAACCAGGAUUACAACAAGUGCAGGCCCAAAGUGUCAUGGAAGAGGAUAUCUUGAUGGACCUUAUCUGAGAGUAGAGAACUGUGAAUCACCCCUCGUUCAGUCUCCAUGAAUAUUACUAGAGAAACUUUGGUACUCAUCUACCCCAUCACUCCUACACAACUGGCUGAUUCCUCUAGAGACCUUCAGAUCUACUCCAGAACACUUCUCCCAUAGGAAUUCUGUGUGCACUUCCAUCUCCUUCCACUGUGGGGCAGCACUCAGCCAGGUUGUUCCUGUUUUUUUCCUACUAAAACUCCAGUGAUUUGCCUUGGAUGAUGCAACAUGUGGUCUUCAGAACUGAACUCUUUUCACUUAUUUAACCCGUUUUUAUAACUUGGUGAAUAAAAAAUAACUCAUAAAAUGUAGCAUAACUCCUCAUGUCAUUAAAUGCAAUAACUGCUCCAAUAGUAAAAUAUUAAAACAAUUAUUUUA